AGGACCUUAGCUUUGUGCAGCCAAGUUUCUUGUGCUGACUGACCUGGUGUUACUGAUCCCUCGUAAUACCUUCCUGUUGGAAUCCUACCUAACUUUGGACUGCUUUGCUGUGUUUGACUUCGGUCCUACCUCAUGAUCCUGUGAUUGGACCACAUGCCCACCUGCUGACUGCCUUGGUGUGCUUGACCUCAGCUUCUCCUUAUGACCCAGUGUUUCUGGAUUGCGCUGAGAUUUGACUGCUACAAGACCAAGGCAGGGCAAGAACCGUAUCUGGAAAAUACCACCCCAAAAUGUAGUUGAAGAAGUGACCAGGAACCCAGGCAGUUGGUUGGAGACAUCUGGGCAGGAUUGUCUGGAUCCAGUGGAUCUUUAGUGCUUUUUGUCCAAGGAGAUCCCAGGUUCCAGAUCUGAGCAAGACAUGGUGAAGAAGACAGUUUUAUUUCAGUAGGCAUUUUAAAUCUUCCGGCGAGCUGACAAAAAUGAUGAUGGGAAAUUGUCCUUGGAGGAAUUCCAGGCUUUCUUUUCUGAUGGAACUCUUAAUGAGGAAGAACUUGAAAAGCUUUUCCAUACCAUUGAUUCUGACAACACCAAAUUAUUUUUCCGACCACAUGGGAGAUUAUGAAGAUGUUUUGGCUUCCCUGGAGACACUCAACCUCUCCAUUCUGAAGGCUAUGGAUUAUACCAAGCGGGUGUAUGAAAGAGGAACCAACGUGGACCAGUUUGUAACCCGUUUCCUGCUGAAAGAGACAGCCAAUCAGAUCCAGUCCUUGCUCAGCUCCGUGGAAAGUGCCGUUGAUGCCAUUGAUGAGCAAACCAGUCAAAUAAGGCAAUUCCACAGUAAAUCUGGCCACAGCAUCAUGGACACCUGGUAUGACAACCCUGUGCCUAAUUAUCCCCCCAAUAACAGAAUCAUAACCAAAGAACGCAGGAAAAGUUUCCAGACUGCAUCUUCAGACACCAAGGAGGAAGGCUUAGAAGCUCAGAUCAACAGGUUAGCAGAGUUGAUUGGAAGGCUGGAAAACAAGACUCUUUGGUUUGAUCUGCACCAGCGACUGUCAGACAGUGAAAAUACAGCCUGUGCAUAUCUUCUUUUGGUACGAAAUGAGAUGACUGUUUCCCAGAAGCACCUGGGGGAGUUCUGUGGCUCCCUUAAGCAGUACUUGAAGAAUGUGGCAGGAGAAAGGGACUGUUUUCAUGUGACUGCAGUGAGGCUCCCUGAUGGAGUCACUUUCAUUGUCUACGAGUUCUGGGAGACGGAGGAUGAUUGGAAGAGGCACCUCCAGAGUCCUGCUUGCAAAAGCUUCCAGCAUGUGAAGGUGGACACACUGGUUCAACCUGAAGCAGUUUCCAGUGUGUCAGUGCCAGCUGCUUGGUGCACCCUCAACCAAGACUGACUUGGGGAAGACAGAGCAGCAAGGGGCAGGCUGGAGCCUCCCCCUAUUCACCAGGCCCACUCAGUUGUUUCCGCUGUUUUUGCAGAGAACAAAACCCCUGUCUUUUCUAACAACUUUGUUACAGGUGUUGUCUUUCUCCCCCCCCCCCAAAAAAAAAAAAUUCUACCUUGGAAAUAGUAUUUAUUUGCUUGCUAUCUGAUGUGAAGGAAAAACCAAAAAAUCCAACUCAAAGACUCAUAGCUUAUCUACUGGCUCUGCCAGGCUGGCCCAUAGUCCCUCCUCUGUGCUCAUCCUCACAAAGGCCCAUCAUCUAUUGCAGACUCAUGGUAUGACACACAUACACAGUCCUAGGCAAGUGACUGCAAUUGAUGGCAUAGAACUACUGUUAAGCUUGUCGGAUAAAUUGAUAGGUUUCCCUGUGCAGGCAUCCUGGUAGUCCUCCUUCAUAGGCAAACUGUGUUUUCAAAGUAAUGCUCUGUCCAAUUAAUGGAACUUUACAGUUUGCUCUCAUUCAGCAGGAAAGCAGAGAGAGUGCUGGGGGAGCAAGAGAUUCUCAAUCUCCUGUGGAACUGACCACUCCCUAUGGCUUGCUGGUUUAUGGGUCUACCACUAUUAGUUCUGCUGCUGCAGCCAUGUAGCUAUUAUAGCAGUCAUCAUGUGGAACAGACAGAUAUGGAAUCUGUUUGUUCUAAGGGAUCCUCUCUGCCUCGCACUGAACAGAGCCAAUAAGCCAAAUUAUGCCAUCCUAGUGCACAUACAGCAAGCCAGUGGCAGUAGCUAUGUGGGGCCUUUACACUAACAUUCCCCUUGAAAGAACUGAGAUCCCCCCCCCAUCAUGAAAAAUUGAGAACUUUUUGACCACAGGAAAUUGCCUUAUAAUGAACCAAAAAACAGGUCCAUCUAGCUCAAUAUAGUUAACAUCAGGGGUUCCUAAACUGGUUUGUGGACCACCAGAGGAUCCACGGGCUUUGUUCAGGUGAGCCAUGGCAUGUCUGCAUUAAAUAUACAUACUAAUUUUAAUUGCAUUUUUAUUGCAAUUUAUAGUGUAUUACAAUAUGAAUUCUGUAGAAUUUAUCUUUAUGUAAGAAAUAAAAGAUAGCAAUACAAAUACAAUUUAAAAAUCCUACAUUAUAUAGCACAGUGCAUUACAAUUACUGCAACAAGCAGAAAAAUCACCAAGUGGUCCACCAAGACCCUCAGCAAUUGUCAAGUGGUCAGUGGGGGAAAAUGUUUUGGGAACCAUUGAUCUACACUGGCCGGCAGCGGCUCUUCAGGAUUUCAGGCAGGGGGCAUUCCCAGCUGUACCUGGAAAUGCUGGGGAUCAAACCUAGAACCACCUGCAUAGAAAGCAGAUGUUUUACCACUGAGCUAUUGGUCUCCACCACCACCCCCAAGAUUGGUAAUAUCACUAAAUCAACACAAAAGUAUUCCAAAUAUGGCAACAAUACCACUUCUGAAGAGAGAGAGCGCCAUCAGCCACACAACUGAAUAUUUUGCUGAACCGCCACAUUUGCUUGCUAGAAUCCUAGGUAGAGAUGGGGGAGAGCAUUUGAAAAGGAGGAAGCUUGAAAAUGUUACCCCCCCCCUUGCUCAAAUAAAAUGGCUGCAAUGCAAGGUCAGGCACAGUCCCACUUUAAUCAGGGCCUGACUCAUAUUGGGGCUCUCAUCCCAAUACUUUCUGCCUUGCCCAAGCCAAAGAAACACUAAGGUGGCCCUUGGAGACCACUCCUGUGUUACUAGGAACUUUCCACUGCCUGCCAUCUCAUCCUUCCCCCCACAGAAAGCUUGUGGGGAGGCUUCAGGAACUGGAACAGUGGCUAAACUGGGAUUUUUCAAGUGUUCAGCUCAAAAUCUUUCAGUAUGAACAGCCCAAAAAAAUUUUUCAAGAUAAAAAAAGAGAGGCCCAAGUAGCAUCCCUAAUCCUACAGGUUUGUGUUUUUUGAACUACAAUAUGUAGAUUUCUUGAGUUGCACUUAAGUUGUACUUACACAACAUGUUUGUUAUUGCAAACUCAUGAUUUCUCCUUUGCAACAUCCACAAAAAGGCAUAGAAAACUGGGCAAAUUUACACUACACUUAAGGUGGCUGAAUAGCCAUUCCUAUUCCUCAAGGAACCUUGAGAACUGUAGUUCUGUGAAGGAGAGGUGGUAGGGAUCUUUGUUUGAGUUCGGGCAAGCACAAUUGAGGUAAGUAGAACUUGCUGCAAAGAGGUCUCCACUGCCGCACUACUAAAAAUGGUGGAAAAAUUUGAUUCCCUUCACAUUUAAAGGCAAACACACCAAAUUUGCACUUUGUGUGAACUGAAGCACAGCCGUCUUUCAAAAUUUGCAUUUCUCUGAAUUUUGCAAUGCAAUUCCCCAGCCAACUAAUGUGUCCAAAAAUUCAUUAUAUUAAUGUAACAUGUGCAUGAAAAUGCAUAUAUUAGUGAAAAAUGCAAACUGGCAUUAUAUUAGGGGAAAUUGCUUCGCAAAAAUGUGUGUAUUAGGUAAAAUUACAUAAAAAUGUAUACAUUAGGAGAAAUUCACACUACUGAAAACUUUUCAUGGGGACUAUUUUUUUAAAAAGCAAAUUGAUGUGGAAAUGCAAAGAACUGAACUUAAGGUUAGAAAAUAGAAACAGAGAGAAACCAAAACUGACAAAUUUAUGAAAAUAACAUACAAACAUGCAUUGUAUUGAGGAAAACUGAUUGCAAAAAAAUUGCACAUUAGAAAAAAAAUACAAAAAAAUUAUGCACACCAAAAUGAUAAAUUUUCAGGAGGUCUUUUUAAACACAGACACACAAACUGAUGUAGAAAUGGGGCAAACUGAACUUAAAAUUGGGAAAAAGAGAAAGUGAAAUUGGUAUUCCCUUAUGAAAGAAAUAAAUCACUUCCUCUUCUGGGAAAAACUGCCUUGCACAGAUACACCCUUACUAAUAGACUACUAGGAUUUCUGGAUGGCAAUGGGAAAAGAUACAGGUGUGUGUGUAUGUUUCAGAAGAUCCAGCUGUUCUGACUGGGUCUGGUGGGAGCUGUAGUCCAAAACAUCUAGAGGGCAUCUGGUUGGGAAAGUCUGAGCUACUGUUUAAGUGGUAUCUUCUUUAUACCAGUAAUAACCAUGACUUCCCACAGAUAAUUUUGGGAACCAUAGUUUGAUGAUGGUGCCACGAUUUUUCUGUGAGAGGUCCUCAGCAUUACCCCACCCAAAUCAAACAAUUAUACCCGGGUCCCAUGAGGUCAGGAAAUGACUCUAAAUAGUUUAAAUCUGUAACACGAAAACAUCAUGUUCCUUUUCAUUACAGAUUUCCCCCUAUUCCUACCCUUCUCUGUCCCUUUCCUUUCACUUUGAUGCCAGUGCAUGAAUUGGGGGGGGGCAUCAAUGUAGUUAGAGAUUUUUAUUUAUUUAUGCUGUAAGUAGCAGCACUGAGUUACUUUAACAACUUAAGCAUAUUUUCUUUUUUGAAGAUUCGUUUCUAACCAGGACUCAA
This is a messenger RNA of Rhineura floridana, 4859 nucleotides long. It is a transcript of the gene NECAB2, whose product is annotated as N-terminal EF-hand calcium binding protein 2. The transcript is spliced from 13 exons. NCBI's taxonomy places the organism in Eukaryota, Metazoa, Chordata, Lepidosauria, Squamata, Rhineuridae. The record is from RefSeq and is a predicted model, not a curated record. Gene Ontology annotation, biological process: regulation of amyloid precursor protein biosynthetic process. The coding region runs from base 480 to 1394 and encodes 304 amino acids. Gene Ontology annotation, cellular component: cytoplasm.